This is a messenger RNA of Tetrahymena thermophila SB210, 1284 nucleotides long. RefSeq lists its product as hypothetical. The transcript is spliced from 2 exons. Lineage: Eukaryota; Ciliophora; Oligohymenophorea; Hymenostomatida; Tetrahymenidae. The record is from RefSeq and is a predicted model, not a curated record.
ACAAAUAGAAAAAGGAAGAGCAAUUAGAAUAUUUAAUUUAUCUUAAUAUUUUUUUUAUUCUAUCUAAAAAAAGAGGAAAAUACAUACAUAUUUUUAAUUUAUUAAUAAUUAUAAUAUUAAAAAUUUAGAUAAGAAGUUGAUAGAGAAAUGGAAUAACCAUAACAAUAAUAAUAGCUGCCAUUAGGAGAGCCAUAAAUUGACAACUUAACUUACAUAUUUUCAUAAUAUAGUUAAACAUACUAUCAAUCAGCAGCUGGCUAGUUUAACAAGAAAUGCUCUAUCUAACUGAAUGUUUCAAAUAUGAACACUAUUUCCAUUUAAAGCUUUAAGUAAUUAGACUAAAAUAUGUUAAUUCUUUAGUAACCUAGACAAGAUGUGUAGUCGCUAAUAAUAAUAUAUGGAAAUUAAAAGAAGUAAGUGAUAUUGAAUAAAACAUAUUUAAUUGAAGAAUUUUUAGGUUCUAUUCCUUAUGAUUCAUUUGACUUAUCUCUCUAUAGCCCAAAUAUCUUAGAAGAAGAUUUUGAAAACUUUAUUAACUUUUUAUUUUAUGGGGUACUUUAAUUCCCCUCAACAAAAGUUCCAACCUACAUCUGCCUUUUAACACUUUUUUAAAUGCACAUAUAUUUAAGAGAUAUUACAUAAUAACUACUUAAUAGUUUUAAUAAUUAAUAAUGUAAUUUAUUUUCAACAUAAAAUUAUGAUGAUAUUCUCCUUUAUCAUCUAUUCGAAUAUCAUACUUAUAACAAACCAUCUUAUUGUGGAUUUAUGAAUUUGAUGCUUAAUUAGUAAUGGAUUUUGAUAACAUAAAAGGUAUCAUGGUUUUCCUCUCAAAACGGUUAAUAUUUUGAGAUUUCCGCUCUUCUAAAAUUGUUUAAUGAAGAUUAAUUCAAAACUUUUUUAAAUAGUUUGUAUUUCUAUGAGAGGAUUUACUACUUUAAUUACCAAAAGUGUUUACCUAACUGUUCAAGUGAUGCUCUUUAUGUAAUUGUAGGUUUAAAUCAAAUUAUUAACGAGUAUUAUAACAGUAAGAAGAUCGCUGAUCCACAUGAUAGAACACAAUAAGUUUAAUCGCUUCUUAAUUAAUACUUACCUUUAGAAAAGAAUAUUAACAUGGGAUUAUUUAAAGAAAUAAAGGAUUUUUACAAUUAAAAAUUUGUUAACGAAAUACUUAUUUCUUAAGUAGAAAAUUUGCAGAAGUAGGUUGAAGAACUUAAAGAUUAAAAACUAGCUUGCGUUUUUACUUCAAAGCUAAGUUUAUGGUAGCUUAAAAAUCAUUAAUUAUGA